UAGGAUUGCGGCUUCCUGUUUUGGUACUUAGAGGUCAUUCUAAGUGUUUGCUGUUUGAUGAGCACAGUAAAGUUCUCUAGCAAUUCAUAUGGUUGAAAUCUCAUUUUUGUUGCAAUGGCUUCGGAUACAGCUGGGGUUCAUGAUCAUUUGCAACCGACAACACAAGGGCCAAUGCAGCUAUCUUGUUGGAGAAAGUGAGUGAUCACAAAACAACAAAUGGAUUUGGAGGAAUGUGGGAUGCCUUGAAGAUGGGAAUGUGUCUGCUGCCACAGUCUUGCUACAUCUGGGCAAAAUAAGAGUAAUUCGUUGGGUAUGCAGUAUGUUCCAACAGAGGAAGAGAGGAGGACCUUUAAAGAAUGUAAUCAGGAGAGCUUUUGGUAUAGAUCAUUACCUUUUUCUGCCAUAAGCAUGUUUGUUACCCAGGGAUUAAUUUCUAAAGGAGUUCUUAGUACCUCCGCAAGAUUUGGCUCCAUUCCUAAAGUCGCAUUUGCUGGCAUUUUUGGAUACUUGGCUGGAAAGCUUUCAUAUACAAAGACUUGUCAAGAAAAAUUUAAGAGACUAGAAAAUUCACCCCUUGGAGAAGCUCUUCGGCGGGGACAAAGUCGUCAUCCAGCCCAAUACUCUUUUCACAAAACAGAUUUGAAUGGUGAAGGGACACAGGCAUCAGCCACAGCUCUUGCUCCUUCUGCUGUAGAAGGCACCUUUCCUGAGUACUCAGAAGUCCCAUUCAGUGCAUCCAUUAGUGAAUCUUCUACUACUGGGAUUGAUGACUUUAGUUCUCAAGCACCUGCACAGCAUUUUGAACCAGAGGCAGAGCAGUUCAAAAGAAAACCUGUCACAUAUGAAGAGUUAAGAAGCAAAAACCGCGAAACAUAUGAGGUGACAGUGACACAGAAGGCAGAAACUCCUCACAGGCCAGUACAAGAACGGGUACCUAAAAAAGAAGUUAACACCAACAAAUAUGGUGAUGUUUGGGAAGACUAGAAGAACUUGUCAAGGAUGCACAUAGACCUGAAAGUGAUAUACUUGCAUUUCGAGUUGUUAUGUUGGCUCCAAACAUCUUAUUGCACAAUUUACAGUUUUAAAUUUCCUUAUUAGAGACAGUUUGAUUUUCUUAAAUUAUCUUUUUAGAUUUCAGCAACUUGAAAUAAUUUUCAGAUGAAAGCAUCCCAUAACUACAUCUUAAAAAUUGAUAAGGAAACAGUAACUAUGUACAUAUCAAAGACUCUCAGCACCUCAUUGCUGCAUUUCAAGGAUGGUUUAUAAAGCAGACAAUAAUCAUUUUCACUGUGUCAGUGAAAAUAAUUGUUAUAUGCAUCUUCAUAUGCUUAUUUAAAAAUGGCAUUUUAAAGUCUCCUAUAAUGCCAGUGGAAAAUAUUUGUAAUUCUGAAAUGGGACAGUCAAUAAAAAUGCAUCAGUCAA
Messenger RNA from Protopterus annectens (West African lungfish), 1422 nucleotides. It is a transcript of the gene OCIAD1, whose product is annotated as OCIA domain containing 1. The coding region runs from base 313 to 984 and encodes 223 amino acids. Gene Ontology annotation, cellular component: endosome. The record is from RefSeq and is a predicted model, not a curated record. The transcript is spliced from 9 exons. NCBI's taxonomy places the organism in Eukaryota, Metazoa, Chordata, Ceratodontiformes, Protopteridae.